Rhopalosiphum maidis (corn leaf aphid) is the source of this 1991-nucleotide messenger RNA. RefSeq names its product G-protein coupled receptor Mth2-like. Gene Ontology annotation, biological process: G protein-coupled receptor signaling pathway; cell surface receptor signaling pathway. Gene Ontology annotation, molecular function: G protein-coupled receptor activity. The record is from RefSeq and is a predicted model, not a curated record. The coding region runs from base 211 to 1809 and encodes 532 amino acids. NCBI's taxonomy places the organism in Eukaryota, Metazoa, Arthropoda, Insecta, Hemiptera, Aphididae. Gene Ontology annotation, cellular component: membrane. The transcript is spliced from 6 exons.
AGUCUCCGCGAACGUUCAACAGGCACUGCGGCGCACAGUCGUAUCGCGCGCGUCAUUACUGACCGACACGUGUGCGCGGUAAAACGUUUUAUAUUUUAUAUUUUUCUCGUCGUGUUAUUAUUGUUGGCUGUUUUUGUUUUCUUCUCCGUUUACUACACCGACGACCGUUAUAAAAAUCGUCUGCGUCACGUCGUCACGCGCUUACGCGAUAUGGGCCGCCGGUUCGCGUGGCUGCCGACGCUGCUUCUGCUUCGGUUCGCGGCCUUUGCCGACGAUCAGUGUCCGAUGAACGUUUCCGAACCCGCACCCAAAAACGCUUACCAGGUGAACGACGUGCUGUGGGCCGGACAACCGGAAAAACCGUACCCGCCGGCCGCGUACCGUUCGCUGCAGGGCGUCGGUUACGUCCUUUGCACGUGCGAAACGGGAGCGUGUAUCCGCAAGUGCUGCGCGCCGAACGCUGCGUACGUGAAUUCGAAAUGCACGACACUGAACGUGUCGGACCACGUCGUCGAGUUCAAGGUUCCAAAAAUUGUGAAUGCAAACGGGACGGUUGACAUCUAUGAGACGGAUCUGUUUCAUAUAGUCUAUGGAAAACUAACAUGUCGUAAAAAAUAUAAAUUGGCUCCAUCACAGGAGAAAAAUGAUGAUUUCCGAGUAAAUAAUGAGGGAUUUUUACUGAGUGAAUCAGGAAAAAUUAUCGCUGCACCAGAUCGAUUUUGUUUGGAGCAAUUUUCCGAAUUAAAUUAUCAAAUUUUAGCAGUUGUUUGUUCUCCAGAACAAUUGGCAGUUCAACAAGAUGGCACAAAUGUAUUUUAUACGAUCGGCAUGAUGCUGUUACUACCAUUUUUGCUAAUAACGUUCCUAGUUUAUGCGCUUAUCAGAGACUUACGGAAUUUGCAUGGAAAAUCAUUAAUGUGCCAUGUAGCAACGCUAUUGGUGGCCUACAGCAGUCUAGUAGUUGUUCAAUUCAUAACUGAUAGUGUUGUUAAAACAUGGUGCAUUUUUUUAGCGUACAUCGUUCAAUUCUCGUUUUUGGCAAGUUUUUUCUGGCUUAAUGUUAUGUGUUUUGAUCUAUGGUGGACUUUCAGUGGAUUUAGACCAUUAAGAGGAAAUAUAAGAGAGCACGAAGCGAAAAAGUUUAUUAUCUAUUCCAUUUAUGCGUGGGGAUGUACCUCAUUUAUUUCAAUAAUUACAUUUGGUAUGGAGAAUUUGUUAUUUUUACCUACUGAUGCGAUUCGUCCAGGAUUUGGAAUUAAGAGUUGUUGGUUUGGUUCUGAUUUAGCCACGCUGUUAUAUUUUUAUGGUCCUAUUGGUACUCUAUUAUUUAGUAAUCUAUUGAUGUUUAUACACACGGCAAUAAUGAUUAUCAAACAUAUGAGAGAUGCUAAAGUACUUAGAGGGUCUGAAAGCCAAAAGAAUGUAGACCAUGAAAAACAAAGAUUCAUGUUGUAUUUGAAAUUAUUCAUCGUCAUGGGUGUUAAUUGGUUAGCAGAAAUUAUAUCAUGGGCAACAGGUUCAGAUGGUUCUGAGUUUGUGUGGUAUGUCACAGACAUUGGAAAUUCUCUGCAAGGAGUGUUAAUUUUUUUAAUUUUUGUAUGUAAAAAACGUGUAUUAAAUUUAUUAAGUAAAAAGCUUUGUCCUCAAUUUCAACUUUUUAAGACAUCUGCUAAUGUAUCUACUAGAACCACUAAUAGCACUGUCUCAUCUAGAACUAGCUCUAAUGUAAAAAAUAAAGAUGCAGUUGAAAUGUCCACUAAAAGCAUAAGCAAUUCAAUUAAUAAUCAAUUACACGAUUUUAAAGUUUAAUGAUUGUGUAAUAAAAAUAAAUUUAUUUUAAUUAAAUUUCCUUAUAAGUACCAAACUUAAAACUUUAUUGUCAUAUUAAUUUUCGCUUUUGACCACAAUUUGUAUUUUGAUUAGAAUUGAGUUUUUAUUUUAAAUUCUACUCUAUUAGUUCUAAAAAUAUAAUCUCAUAUUAGAUGUACACU